UUAAUCUCGUCGAUUUCGAUUUGAUAUUUCAGAAUAUUUGUUGAUAAACUGCAGUUUAAAUUGUAAUUUUCGCGAUGAAAUACGUAAAAUUCGUGAAUAUUGCAAGUUCGCGUUCCUUCGAAGGAUAAAUUUCACCUCGCAGCAUCGUUACUUCCAUGUUUCACGAUCUGAUGUAAAGUAAUCGAUGUGUUUUUCCCUCUUGUGAACCACAGCUGCAGAAGAAAAUGAAUAUAACUUAGUAACGAUCAAUUCGAAAGGCUUAUGCCUCUCUGAAAGAAGUAACUCAACUAUGGUGAUAAGAUGUAGUUUGAAUCACUUUAGGAAACUCAACUUCAAGAAUUCCACUUCACUCGCCGUCAUCUCACUCAUCUCACUGGUCAGUUUCCUGUAUCUUUCUUCGCUGGUGCAUAAACCGAAGGAAGAAGUCGUACAUGUCAAUUCUACGCAGAAGAACUUCAUCAGAAUGGGAGAAAGAGUUAUAAUUCCUGCCAACGCUAGUAUAUCCGAACGUAAUAAUAGUUGCAAUCUUUACAACUGUUUCGAUAUUUAUAAAUGUGGUAAAAACGGCGAGCAGCAGAUCCACAUCUACGUUUAUCCAUUGAAACAGUAUCUGAACAGCGAAGGAAGGCCGAUAAUUCAUCGACUGAGUAGAGAAUUUUAUAGCAUAGUCGAGAGUGUUUCACGUAGUAAAUAUUAUACUUCGGAUCCAAAUCAAGCUUGCGUAUUUUUACCUCCUUUCGAUACCUUGGCUCAGGAUAAUUUUUUAGUUCGAGAAACAUCCCAAGCGUUGAAUCAUUCUCUACCUUAUUGGAAUAAUGGCGAGAAUCACAUCAUUUUCAACAUGUUACCGGAUAAACACAGCAGUGUGGUGGAAUUGGGCACAGGAAAAGCGAUGAUAGCUGGAGCUGGCUUUGAUUCGUGGACAUAUCGGUCUAAAUUUGACAUAUCAUUGCCUGCAUUUAGUCCUUACGCAAAUACUCCUCGUAAAUGGUCUGAAAUUCAAAGAACUUGGCUGGUGACUAGUUCACAAUUAAAUGUGCAUUCUGUGUUUCUGCAUAAAAUUAAUCAAUUGUCCAAGGAUCAUAAAGAGAUGAUUGUAUUGAAAGGAUGUGCUCACGCGAAUAUUUUGUUUCGUUGUAUCAACGAUACCAAGUACCCGUAUCCGGCUGUUUUACAGAAUUCGAAAUUUUGUUUGAUUUUACGAGGCACGAGAUUGACUCAACCGGCACUUCUGGAAGCGAUGGCUGCUGGUUGUAUUCCGAUAGUUGUUUCUGAUACGUUGAUUAUGCCUUUUCGCGAGGUUAUUGACUGGAGAAGAGCUGCUCUUUUCAUUCUGGAAGACGAUCUGAAUUCGGUGAUCGAUUUGACCAAAUCCAUUUCUCAAAAUCGAAUAGAAGAGAUGUCGGCUCAAUGUGUUUGGCUGUACUCAAAAUACUUCAGUUCGAUGGAAGCCAUCACAAAUACCACGUUGGAUAUUUUAAACCAACGUGUUUUUCCACAAAAUGCCCUUUUCUACGAAGACUGGAAUUUGAGAACAAACUUGAUUGGAGCACGUUCUCCUCUAAUUCUUCGCACAAAAUCUUAUUCGUCCGGUUUCACCGCUGUGGUGUUGACUUACGAUAGAGUGGAAAGCUUAUUUUUACUAAUCGAAAGACUCGCUUUGGUUCCCAGUCUAUCGAUGAUUUUAGUCAUAUGGAAUAAUCAACGAAUAGCUCCGCCCGAAGCUUCGAAGUGGCCAAAAAUAAGCAAACCGUUGAAAAUCAAACAAACCAAAGAGAACAAGCUGUCGAACCGAUUCUAUCCGUACGAGGAAAUUGAAACGGAAGCUGUGUUAUCGUUAGACGAUGAUAUAUCGAUGCUGACGGAAGACGAAUUAGAUUUCGGUUUCGAAGUAUGGCGAGAAUUUCCUGACCGAAUCGUGGGAUUUCCGUCCCGAACACAUGUUUGGAGCAAUGUGUCGGAAUCGUGGCGAUACGAGUCGGAAUGGACGAAUGAGAUAUCAAUGAUUUUAACCGGUGCCGCUUUUUAUCACAAAUACUGGAAUUAUUUGUACACUACGUCGAUGCCUGGUGAAAUUAAAGAAUGGGUGGAUCAACAUAUGAAUUGCGAAGAUAUAGCCAUGAAUUUUCUAGUCGCCAACGUCACAAAUAAAGCUCCUAUCAAGGUUGCACCGAGGAAAAAAUUCAAAUGCCCCGAAUGCACGAAUACCGAAAUGUUAUCAGCCGAUUUACAUCACAUGGUCGAAAGGUCCAAAUGCAUCAAUAAAUUCACCGAAAUUUAUGGCAGGAUGCCUUUGAAAAAAGUCGAAUUUCGAGCCGAUCCAGUCCUCUAUAAAGACAGUUUUCCGGCCAAAUUAAAACGGUUCAAAAAUAUAGGUAAUUUAUGAACCGUAUUUCUCAAUGCAUUUGUCGAAUAAUAGGUUUCGACAUCUGUGCCAUUCUAAGACCAUAUCAGAAUCAGAUGAUGAAGGUAGCAGCGAACGAACAAGGAUGUGGAAUGUGUUACAUACUUCCUCGUUGGAUCCUUGCCCUCGAUAUCACGUCUGUGAGGUGGUUUGUAUUGUGUAUGUAGAGAUGUAUUAUUUUGUAAGUAUUUAUGCAAUUUUAUACACGACGAUUCGUAUUUAUCUAGUCUUGAUCUAAAUGUAUUAUUUUCUACAAAGACACUCUCAUCCGCGUUAUAUUAUUUUAUUUAGGUGUGUACGGAAUUACGGAUAUAGCUAGUCUUGUGGGUGAUGGGAAUUGGGAAGGGUAAUGGUAAAAAAUAAUUUUACUUCGUGGUUUUAAUACCUGUAUAAAUUGCAGUAUUUUACCUAAUUUAAAUUUCUUCUUGAUUAUCGUUUUCAUAAUUAAUUAAAUAUCCAUCAAUGUCACCUGAUUACUGCAUUUAGUUACCAUUGUACGUAUUUUUUAAUUGUUCGUGUGUAAAAGUGUGUAAAUGAUGAUUGUAUUUAUGUUAUUUUAAAUUUUUUUACGAUGUAUUUCAACGUACUAUUUAGGUAAUUUUUGUAUUAAAGUCUGAACUCUGUGAUAAGCAUUUGUUUUUAUACGUACGACUCGAUUUUAAACAAUUAAGUCGUUAAUAAGAUACUUAGUUUGUAAAAAUGUAUAUUUUUUAUGUAUUUGUACAUACGAGUUGAUAGGGUUUAUGUUAUAGUUGUAAAAGAGCUGCCGUAUUUUAAUUUGUAUCGUGUGUUUUUGUGUGUGUAUUUUUUUUAAUUUCAAAGUUUUCUUUACCCAUUUAUCACUUUGAGAAUUGAGAAUAUCACUUUUUCAUUCAUUUCAUUUUAUUUUUUUGUCAACGUCACUUAUAAAAAUUAUUUUAACAUAUCGUAACGAUUCCGUUCGUCGAAUUUUGUGUAAUUUUAUUAAUCAAAUCAAACGAUUAUUAGUACUCGUAGAUUUAUCGAUCAAAUUAUUACCUAGUGAAGUAGUCAAUUGACGAAUUUUUCAACGAAGCUUUUAUCUAAAACAUAUUUCUAUGUGUUUGUGAAUUGACAAUAUGGAAAUGGUUUUUGAGACCAUUUUCUUUAUUAAAAAAACUCAGUAUUACGUUUGGGAAGUAUUUUCGAUAAAAGGGUAUAUUUUUUAUAUCCUUGGAAGAUUGUGUAUUGUACAGAGCAAUGUGAUGCUAAUGACGUAGCUUUGCCAUAUUUUUGAUUUUUUGUUAAUUUUUUUCGUUUGUUUACUCAUUUUGUUUUGUUUAAUUAAUUUUUUAUUUUUACUGUGACGAUGAUUUCGAAGCAUUUAUACGGAUACAUAAUUUUUAAUUUUUUUUUUUUUUAAGUUACCACGUUGAAAAUUUAUUAUUUUGUGUUCUUUUAUAUUUUUUAAACAUUUUGGGCGAAUUGUAUCGACAUUUACUUUUAUAUAAAUUAGUCAUCAAAAGAACAGAGACUGUUUAUUAUAAGAAAUGAAUUUUUUAGCGCAUUUUUAUUUUAUUUUUUUAAAUAAUAAUGGUGUAUUGUGUAGAUACUUACUUUUGGUGAUUCAUUAAGAUAUAACUCAAUUGUCUGGUAGUUUGUGUAGUGGUUCUUUUUAAAAUACAUACCGUUUUAUUUUUUUGUUUGA
Messenger RNA from Planococcus citri (citrus mealybug), 4070 nucleotides. RefSeq names its product exostosin glycosyltransferase sotv (gene sotv). The coding region runs from base 290 to 2386 and encodes 698 amino acids. Gene Ontology annotation, cellular component: membrane. The transcript is spliced from 10 exons. The record is from RefSeq and is a predicted model, not a curated record. Gene Ontology annotation, molecular function: glycosyltransferase activity. Lineage: Eukaryota; Metazoa; Arthropoda; Insecta; Hemiptera; Pseudococcidae.